Molecule: messenger RNA, 1898 nt
Organism: Physella acuta
Lineage: Eukaryota; Metazoa; Mollusca; Gastropoda; Physidae
Product: eukaryotic translation initiation factor 2A
Biological process (GO): translational initiation
Cellular component (GO): cytosolic small ribosomal subunit
Molecular function (GO): mRNA binding; translation initiation factor activity; ribosome binding
Source: RefSeq, a predicted model, not a curated record
CUGGAAAUCAACAUUAUUUGCAGGAAAACGUCGAUACUUUAUUUUCAUACACUCGCUUCAAAAAUGGCUGCGCCCAUAUUCUUUCGAGGAGCUAAAGGUAUUUGGACUGUUGAUGGUGCAACAUUUACUGCGGACAUUGCAAAUUACAUUGAUGAAAAAAACUCUUGUAGGUGCAUGAUCUUUUCUGAAGAUGGAUCCAAAUUUGCUUGGUGCAAUGCUGAUAGUACUUUUCUGCUGGACACAAGAACAAUGGAAGUCAUUUAUGAUUUACAACAGCCUAAAGUGGUGGCACUCAAGUUUUCUCCCAAAGGGACUGUAUUGGCGUGCUGGAGUAAUUAUACUGUAAAUCGUGAGGCCGGUAGUGGCAAUCCAAACCUUCAUCUUUAUGAUGUAACUACUGGUGUCGUGAAGAAAUCACUUAUACAGAAAAAACAACAAAACUGGGAGCCUCAAUGGAGUGCAGAUGAAGGAAUAUGUUGUCGCAAUGUCAAUAAUGAACUACAUUUUUUUGAGUCUAAUAAUUUUGACACAAUUGUUAACAAACUUCACCUACAAAAAGUCUCAAGCUUCAGCUUAGCCAAUAGCACAUCUCCAUAUGCUGUGGCUACAUAUGUGCCUGGCACCCAGGGCCAGCCAUCUUUUGCUAGAAUCUAUCAGUAUCCAAACUUUGCUGGGAAUAAUGCUGUUUUAGCUAAUAAAAGUUUUUUUAAGGCAGACAGAGUUAAUUUUUUCUGGAAUAAAAUUGGAAACAGCCUUCUAGUUCUGACCUCAACUGAAAGUUCAGAUAGCUCAUAUUAUGGAGAACAAGGACUUCACUUUUUAUCUAAAACUGGAGAAAGUUGUAUUGUACCACCACAAAAGCAAGGCCCAGUAUAUCAUGUAGAGUGGUCUCCCUGUAACACAGAGUUUAUUGUUCUACAUGGAUACAUGCCAGCAAAAACAACAAUCUACAACUUAAAAUGUGAGCCAGUAUUUGACUUUGGGACUGGUCCUAGAAAUAUUUGUAGCUUCAACCCUCAAGGAAAUAUCCUCUGUCUUGCUGGCUUUGGAAAUUUGGCUGGUAAUUUAGAAUUCUGGGAUAUGAAAAGUAAAAAGCAGAUAGUGAAAGUGCAAGCUGCCGACACAACCUAUUUUGAAUGGAGUCCAGAUGGUCAGUAUAUGCUGACUGCUACUACUGCACCAAGACUCAGAGUAGGAAAUGGAUUUCGCCUGUGGCAUUAUACUGGUAGACUGAUGGUUCAGCAUACCUCCCCUGGUCAAGCAGAAAUUUGGCAGGCUGCCUGGCAACCAGUUCCUCUAGAAGCAAAGUCAAAUUUUACUGUCAGCUUAAAGCCUGUCUCUAGUGAUGUUGAACAACCAAAAGUUCAAUCAGCAGCUUACAGACCACCUCAUGCAAGGAAUUCUGGAUCUGCCCAACCCACAGUCAAACCAUUGCAUGAUUAUGAACCACCAUCAAAUGUUAAGAAAAUUGAAGGUGAUAAAACACCAAGUAAAAAUAAGAAAAAAAGGGAAGCUCGCAAAGCAAAAGCUGCCAUGGAGGGAGAGAAUAAAGAGGAGAAUCCAGGAAGUAAUACAGUCAGCUCCCAAGUCUCUGACUUUGUCAGCUUAGGGGACCCUGAAGUAGAUAAAAAACUUAGAAGUUUGCAAAAGAAAGUUCAGCAGAUUGAAAAGUUAAAGGAGCAACAAGCAUCAGGAAAACAGAUGGAAAAAAAUCAGCUGGAUAAAAUCAAGACUUUAGAUGGAAUCCUCCAAGAAAUUAAUCAAUUAAAACUUGGUGGGAACUGAUGCUUUUAUGGAUACUCUCGCCAAAGACAAUGAAAGAACUUGUUUACAAAUAAGUUUGAUCUUAAUACAUUUCAAGUCAAUUUAGGAUGGGAAAUAAAUAUGUUUGAAAGAUA